GACUUCAGGAAUCAGGAGUCUGUGCUUUUUGGCUGCCAUUAAAACACACAGAGAGAAAUAUAGAGAUAUAGAGAGAGGGUUUAGAGAUGGGAGAUCUGAUCGCAUGGCUAUUCUCUUUCUUCAUCCUCUUAGCAGUCAUAGCCCUUGUUCUUUAUCAGAUAAUGUGCUUUUUAGACUUAGAGACUGAUUAUAUCAACCCAUAUGAGUUAGCAUCUAAGAUAAACAACAUUACCUUGCCAGAGUUUAUUACUCAAGGGGUAUUGUGCUGUCUACAUCUCAUCACACUGCAUUGGAUCAUGUUCCUCUUGUGCCUCCCAUAUUUAUGUUAUAAUGUGAAUCUGUACAUUCAUGGACACCAUCUAGUGUAUGCAACAGAGGUGUUCAGUGAGCUUUCAAGGGAAAAGAAACAGAGAAUAUUCAAACUUGUUUAUCUUGCUUUCCUUCUCUUCUUCUCUAUAUUUUGGAUGAUCUGGAGCAUCGUGGACGAAGAUUGAGAAAAUGGCACUCCAAAUUAAGUAAAUCUUGAAGCAAGUAGAGGUACCGAAGGCUUCUACGGUUGGCAUCUGUUUAAAAGUUUAAAGAGAUUUUCACAAGAAUUACUCCGAUCAUAUUUAGGUUUGAACAACACGGUCUCAAAGUCUCCAAGAACAUUUUACUGUACAGGUAUUUGUACAUUUAAGAGUCGUUUAUAGAUUCCUGACUCGAAAUUCGGUUGUAAUUUGCAUUUUUUGUUGUUGGAUGAGAUGUGUGAUUUACUUCUAUGGAAGUUCUUGAUGUUCAAGAGUGUGGUUUUCAUGUUCAUUUGUUGAAGUAUUGGGAU
This is a messenger RNA of Cynara cardunculus var. scolymus (artichoke), 820 nucleotides long. Its product is annotated as protein cornichon homolog 4-like. The coding region runs from base 87 to 494 and encodes 135 amino acids. NCBI's taxonomy places the organism in Eukaryota, Viridiplantae, Streptophyta, Magnoliopsida, Asterales, Asteraceae. The record is from RefSeq and is a predicted model, not a curated record. The transcript has 5 exons. Gene Ontology annotation, biological process: vesicle-mediated transport.